UUAUGGAUGGCAGACAACAAACAAACUGUCACCUAUUCCUCCUGGUGACCUAAGUGGGGUCAAAGGUUGCAGUUGUGACCUCCUUCUUCACCCCAGUAUGAACCAUGCUGGCUUUUGUUGCAGGCAUGCAGCACUUACAACCAAAGGCAUCAUGACUUGAAUUGAACGGGAUACUAGUAGUUUAGAAUAGUGGUAACCAAGAUGAAGAGAAGACUGAAGAUGGUGAUUUUAGUCACUGCAGUAUUGUGUUUGUUUUUCUUGUGGUUUGGACUAGGUUCUGGAAGGCCUUCUUCUCGCAAAACAGCAAGAUGGAACAUGCUCCAAGAAACAGCCGACAUCAUCCACAGUUUGGGAGGCAAGGGCCACGUUCAUAUCAACAACAAACAGUACAACAUAGAGGGUCGUGCCAUUAUGCAGGGAGGGGACCAAGGAUCCAUCAAAGUCGAAGCGGGAUGGCAUGAAGUCAAGGUUGAAGGGGACAAACAAAACCAAAAUCUAUUUCCACAACACUUAACUAACCACAAACAUGGGGAAGGGUUUUCUGUGUACAGUCUACCAGAGGGUGAUACCACUGGUAAGGAUGGUAGGGAGGGGCAGGUACCUACUGACGAGGAAACAGCUUGGCUAGAACAAGUGGAGAGAAUUCUAGAUGGUGCUGAAUUUGACCAUCCUUUUGUUUGGAAUGAGCCUGAGAAAGAUUCACAACAUGACAUUAAACAGCAAGAGGGACUAGCAGGUGAAGAUGACAACCCUAAACAGUGCUACUUGUCUCCGCUGGUCAACAGCUUUAAAAAUGUGAUGACAAACAAUGGAGAAGUCAACACCACAACAUAUGCCAACUCACAGUCUGAACUCAUGAAGCUCUUGGAGAUGCUCGGCACAGUUUUCUCUUUCGUUACUUCGGAUGCAAAAUCGAAGAUCGAGAUUUUGGAAGCUUACCGAGCAUCAGAGCAGGGCAAACACUACGCCACCAUCGAGUCCAUGCUGCAAUACGAGAAAGACACGGGUAUCGUCUUGGACAACAAGAAGCCGUCCGGUGCGAGGACGCUUUUACGUCUCCACCGCGCCCUCAAGUUCAUCAUGGAGUUCUUGAACAGGAUGGGGAAGAGCACCUCGGACGCGAAGGUCUCCACCCUGGCGUACGAGUGCUACCAUGAAACCCUGGCGAACUAUCACGUGUGGAUCGUCCGGAAAGCGGCCGGGAUGGCUUUCUACACACUUCCCACCAGGAAGAAUUUCCUGGAGAAGUUGUGCAAGGAGGAGGAGGAUGUGGUCCUGGGGCUGGUCUCGGAACUCGCGGACACGAUCCUACCUGUGUACGAGCAGACGGAGGAGUUGUACACCAAAUUUGACUUCCAUGAGUUACCUUGAUACCGUUAUACCUCAUUGUGUUGUUAUUUUAUCCCAUCUGGCCACACAUAAUUGAUUUCUUGGCACUCGUAUUCACUGCUUGAAUUCUAACAGAGAUAGACCAUCCUUGCCUCUCUGAAAAUAAGUGGCUUUCAGAAAUUUUGUGUCCAUAGUAUCAACUUCACAGCUACUGUAUGUGUGUUGGUAUCAUGUAGAUUGUCUACCUCACAGUGUCUGUUUUUGCCUGCCUGCUUCAUCAAUUUCAUCGUAAACUUUUACCAAAUCGGAGUACCAAGAAAUUGAAUUUGUUUGGCCUUCACCUCUUCCCCGUAUGCUGGCAUGGCAACUUAUGCAUACAUAUCACAUGGAAACAAACUGGAUUUUAAUUGUUCAUAUAUGCUAUAGUUAACUGUUUACAGUUGGGGAAAAAAAAAUUUUUUUUUCUGUUGUGAACAUUAGAAUCACA
Molecule: messenger RNA, 1816 nt
Organism: Branchiostoma floridae (Florida lancelet)
Lineage: Eukaryota; Metazoa; Chordata; Leptocardii; Amphioxiformes; Branchiostomatidae
Product: ceramide-1-phosphate transfer protein-like
Exons: 4
Coding region: 202-1371 (389 amino acids)
Biological process (GO): ceramide transport; intermembrane lipid transfer
Cellular component (GO): membrane; cytosol; cytoplasm
Molecular function (GO): ceramide 1-phosphate transfer activity; ceramide 1-phosphate binding
Source: RefSeq, a predicted model, not a curated record